Hyaloperonospora brassicae is the source of this 582-nucleotide messenger RNA. NCBI's taxonomy places the organism in Eukaryota, Oomycota, Peronosporomycetes, Peronosporales, Peronosporaceae. The record is from the annotation of a GenBank genome assembly.
AUGGAAAAGGUGCAGGUGUACAUGGACAAGUGGGCCAAAGACCUGGAAAAGUUCCCAGUGCUGCAGUCGGCCCAAGAGGCCACGGGCGUCGAGAAGCUGUACCUCGUGGCGAGCGGCGCAGCGCUUGUGCUGCUGCUGCUGCUCGUGGGGUUUGGCGCGGGGCUCAUUUGCAACGUCGUGGGCUUUGUGUACCCCGCGUUCUGUUCGUUCCGAGCGAUCGAGUCGCGCGACAAGAAGGACGACGUCCAGUGGCUCACGUAUUGGGUCGUCUACGCCUGUUUCAUCCUCGUCGAGGUCUUUGCCGACUUUCUGCUCUACUGGAUCCCGUUCUACUACGCGUUCAAGUUGGGCUUUCUGCUCUGGCUCUUUAUGCCGUCGACGCUGGGCGCGUCGUUUCUGUUUCUGCACUUCCUCGCGCCGUUUCUCAAGUCGCACGAGUCGCGUAUUGAUCGCGCUAUGAAAGAAGCCGUGACGAGCAGCGGGUCGGUCAUGGCCGACAUUAGUGGCGUCGCGAGGGAUAUUGGCCGGGACGUGACCCACGCGGUGGCCAGUCGGAUCGUGGACAAUGCGUCUGCGCAGUGA